UCGCUGGCUGCCCUGUUGAUUUUUGCGGUCAAUGAUCUCUCUUGUCUCUUCCUUCAUUGUUAUGAUGGUUAAUUAGAGUUGUGUGUUAAACACAGGUGUAGCUGCUACCAUUUGAAUUCAAAAACAAUGAAUGUCUUCUGUGGCUUCUGUCAAAUGUAUCGUAGUUCACUCUCUUUGACGGUAACAUUGUUCUUGAUCCUUCUGAACUUCAAAACCAUCAGUGGGCUGUGGAGAUACAGAAAUGUUUUGGACAACGAGAAAUUAUUCACAACGGGAAAGCCGUUUGAGCUUUCUUAUGUAGAAGGACCACCAUUUAUUAAAUGGUCGUCAAAAUGUAAUAUACAGGAUCCUUGGGCCCCAACUACUAAUAUAACAUGCUUCGGAGAAGGCUUCUUCGCUAUACAGCCAAUUGUCUAUUCACCUUCGCCUCCAGAGACAAGAUUUGUUUAUAUUUCAAAAUUGCCUAUGACCUUUGUUUGGUAUGCUGCCAUUCCAGCUGAGGGGAAUUCUGGGAUGACAAAGACAAUGAGAAUAUGGAUUAUUGAUCCUUUUGAGGCCCAUUCAUCUGAAAUAUCCAAGAUGGCUGAACUUCCCUCCCUGCAAUCUUACUACCUCACCAGACAUUUCUACAACCUGGGUCAGUUCGCUAGAGUCACACUGCCAUCCUCCACCACCAAGAUUGAUGGGCAAUUCACCAAAGAUGGUUACUGGGAGGCGGUAAUGGAGUGGAACCAAACAUAUCUCACAGUGGAAUUAGAUGGCCAGAGCGUCAGUUUCCAGCAUCGCUACGUCUUGGAUGGUUCCUUUAACUUUUACUGGGAGCCCAUCGAUAACGAUUACAGUCAAACGCCAAUUUCCAUAAAGUUGGAGCGCAUGAUGCUGCCUAUGCUAUCCAUUGACCCCUGUGCAACUCAUCGAUCUAUCUUCAUGACUAAGUCGGCCAUAUUCCUCACCUUAGAUGGUUUUCGGAGUUCCAGCCCAUUAUCUGUGCUCUCUGUUUACCCCAUCCCAUGGGGUUUUAUCUCGGUUCGCAAUGCUAUCCUGCUAGACGGUGGCAUCAUGUUACACAUUGGAGACGGUCUGUAUUGGAGGACAGACGAGACAAAGUUCUUAGACACAAGCUCAGACAUUUUCCUGCAGGAUGUGAAGGGGAUUGUACAGAGGACCACAUGUUUGGACAACAACCUGCCGCAAGAAGGAGUGGAAUUUGGACAGGUUGUGAUUUGGAAAUCGGACACUCUGUAUUUGGGGGGUAGUCGGACCACUUCCCAGGGUACAAAAGGGAUCUUCUCUACAAAGCUAUUUACAAUCCCUGAGGUCUACAUUAUGGCUGUGGCUUUUGGCUCAGACCCACAUGUGGUUGCUGUUGUCUGUCAGGACUUAUUCGGCGACAUCCAACUAACUCUGUUCAAUCAGAUAACGCAAAAGGCAACCACCAGCACAUUCCUAACAAAAUUCCCUACACCUGACGACAUCCCCUCAGGUUUCUUACAAAUGCGCUUCUUUGAAUCGGCCAAGGAGUCGCUGUUGCUGUGGAAUGGCACCGCUCUUUGGUACAGUUUCUAUGAUGACAGCGAUUGGGGAGCACUGAAGUUGUCCAAUUUCAGUGACCUCAGCUCAGCUGCUUCGGGUAGCAAGAUACAGGAAAUAGUGCUUGAUCACAAGUGGAACCUUGUGGUAAAGAUGGCAAACAACCAGAUGUUCUACUGCAAGUUUGGUGUGUCCAAGCUGAUCUCUGUGCUGCCCUGGGUUCCGUAUGAUCAAGAAGCCACUCUCUACGUGAACAAGAAUAAUGAGCUCAUAUAUGUAACUUUGGACAGCACCGUACAGUUAUUCCGCUACCCUCUGCAGUUGGAGAUUCUAGGCGCCAUGAAGGACGAGAUCAUUCACGAUUGUCCCUAUGUCACAUUUGAACACAGCAUGAACAAACAUAGCUACUACAUGGACAAGCGGCAGGAGGAGGUCUUCUGGGCUCAGGUGGUCUAUCCUGAAGGGAAGGGCGUGAAUGUGCAGGUGCUGAGGAGCAAUGUGGCACUGCUGGACUUCCACUUCUCCAGUGACUUUGAAUUUGUCCACAGGGUUUUCACAGUGAACGUGACCAUCAAAGUGAAGCAGGCGAAAGACUACACAUACAACUAUAUCGAUCAAAUGAUCAACUCACAGGGGAUGCUGAGAAUGGAGAUUGUUCCCAACCUGAUCGAAAACAGAUGCAACCUGCCAAAGGAGAGGGUGUCUUAUUUUAAAGUUGGCUGCCCACCUAAUCGACACAUUCGCGUUGCCAAGCCAUGGGGUAUGGAGUGUGAAAUGAAUACCUUCCAUAGCUACACCAUCCCUGGGUCUGUGUUCAGAACUCCACAAGCUGAUGAUGUGGUUAUGAAAUAUGACUGGAAUAAUCAUGGCUGUGUGUUCAAAAUGCACUACCAGUCUAACUUCAAACCUGUUUUGGAGCUGUAUGAUGGAAACACAUUUGUCAAAACGGUCGAUGCUAACUUCAUCGUCUGGGAGACAUUUGGUCGUAACGACUAUUCUUAUAAUACCACCAUGGGCCAGGCUGGUUGUCUUCGAGAGGCACUGACCUGGGAUCAGAUUAUAAAGCUUUACCCACAGUUCACGCUAGACGAUUUGCGGGGGCCUGAGGACUACCAGACCUGUUUUAUGUUGGAGCAGGGCCUUGCAGGAAAUUUUACACAGCCAUACGAUAUCUUAAACCAAAGCUCUAGCAACCACAUAACCUUCUCUCAGGAAGACAGUGCUGUGUAUGUCUUUAAAGCCAGGAUUGUGGACCCAAAUUACAGCUUCUGCGAUCUGACUGCCAUCUUUGCUGUUCAAACCUAUGGAAUCGCUAAAACGAAGUAUGAAUAUCUCAUCCCUUAUGUCACAUUGAUCUUUACAUUCAUAACUCUUUGUAUCCUAGCUUACAGUUACCACAGAUAUGUUUACAUAUUCCGUGAAUUACAAAUAAGGAAAAAAUGUGAUUGAAAACACUUGAAAAUAGAUAUUCUGUCAUGUACAGUGGUUCUUUUGAUUAGUAUAGUAUGUAGGUCAGUAUGGGCCAUAACUAGGGGAUGUAUUUUAUUAAGCUUCUUAGUCAAUAGGAGUAUAUACAUUUUAUGCAAGUUUGCAGAAAUAUAUAUUAUUGACAUAUGGGUUAAUGCUGUUCUCAGUUUAUUACAUUUACUGUAAACCACAUAUUGUUGAUAUAAACAAUGUUGAAUUAUUUGUAAUCCUUUUCAUUGGUUACACUGUGGGUUUCUGUUCUGUUACUGAAGAGCUUUAAUAGUAUUUUUUAACAUUUAAGUUAUAUUGGUUUUCUGAGACACUGGUUUAAACUGUGCUUCUUGUACUUUUAAUGAUCAAAAGUUUCCCCGUAUUAAAUUUCUUGCAAA
This is a messenger RNA of Sardina pilchardus (European sardine), 3386 nucleotides long. Its product is annotated as cation channel sperm-associated auxiliary subunit epsilon-like. NCBI's taxonomy places the organism in Eukaryota, Metazoa, Chordata, Actinopteri, Clupeiformes, Clupeidae. The coding region runs from base 127 to 2979 and encodes 950 amino acids. The record is from RefSeq and is a predicted model, not a curated record. The transcript has 22 exons. Gene Ontology annotation, cellular component: CatSper complex; sperm principal piece. Gene Ontology annotation, biological process: flagellated sperm motility; sperm capacitation.